AAAACCCUGUGUGUGCCCAGAACAAGCUCCAUUCCCCAACAUGGAGAGUCAGAGAGUCCAGUCCUCAUACAGGAAGCGUUUUGGGCCCCAGGGCUCAAGCAGCUCUGGAGUCAGAAUCGGUGGCCUUUCUUCCAGCCGCCUCUCCUGGCAUGGCACCCCUCGUAAUCUCACCCAAUCCAGCCCCAUAUCGCGGAUCUCCCUGGGUUCAAGCAAUACAGCCCUGCUGCUGGGGAGCCCUGUGGACCGGCUGGACUUCUCAGCUGACUCUCUGUUGAAGGCCCAGUACAAGGAAACACGAACUAAUGAGAAGAUGGAGAUGAUGGGCCUGAAUGAUCGCUUUGCCAGUUACAUAGAGAAGGUGCGCCUACUGGAGCAGCAGAAUAAGGUGCUGGUGGCAGAGCUGAACCAGCUGAAGGGGAAAGAGCCAAGUCGACUGGGAGACAUCUACCAGGAGGAGCUUAGGGAACUACGACGACAAGUGGACGGUCUCACCACUGGCAAGGCUCGACUGGAAAUCGAGAGGGACAACCUGGCUGCAGAUCUGACCACACUUAAGCAGAGACUGCAAGAUGAGAUUGGCCUGCGACAGGAUGCAGAAAAUAAUCUAAAUGCCUUCAGACAGGAUGUGGAUGAGGCAUCUUUAAAUCGUGUCCAGCUAGAGAGGAAGAUCGAUGCCCUGCAGGAUGAGAUACAUUUCUUGAAGAAAAUUCAUGAGGAGGAACUGCGUGAGUUACAGGAGCAGACCCUGGCCCAGCAGGUCCACGUUGAUCUAGAUGUGUCUAAACCAGAUCUGACUGCUGCUCUGAGAGACAUCAGGGUCCAGUAUGAAAACAUGGCCAGUUCAAAUAUGCAGGAGACUGAGGAAUGGUACCGAUCCAAGUUUGCUGACCUGACAGAUGCAGCCAAUAGAAAUGCAGAGGCCUUGCGCCAGGCCAAGCAGGAGGCCAAUGAAUAUCGCCGUCAGAUCCAAGUGGUGACCUGUGACCUGGAGGCUCUUCGUGGUACAAAUGAGUCUCUGGAACGCCAGCUCCGGGAAAUGGAGGAGCGCUCUGGCAUGGAAACAGCCGGCUACCAGGAUACAGUGAAUCGUCUGGAAGAAGAGAUCCAGGCACUGAAAGAGGAGAUGGCAAGGCACCUGCAGGAGUACCAGGACCUCCUCAAUGUCAAACUGGCUCUGGAUAUUGAGAUUGCCACAUACAGAAAGCUCUUGGAGGGAGAGGAGAGCAGGAUCACUAUUCCAGUUCAGAGCUUUUCCAACAUUCAGUUUAGAGAAACUAAUUUGGACACUAAAACUCCAGAGGCCCAUGUGAAGAGAAGCAUCCUGGUUCGAACUGUGGAGACCAGAGAUGGGGAGAUCAUUAAGGAAUCAACCACUGAACACAAAGAUCUUCCUUAAAGUUCCAAGACCAGCUCUUCAAUCUUUUCCUCAUUCACUAUCUGGGGAUUCUGAAUACACAUUUUUGGAUAUUGCUACAAUUUUUGUUUGUUUGCUUGUUUCCAGAUCCAAAAGCUAUCCCAUCAGAUUCACUGCAUCCCCAUCUUUUCUCUCUGCCAUCGCCAUUACCUCCUGGCAACUUUUUUUAUGGCAACCAUAAAAUAACCACCAAUUACACUUAGACUCCCUCUUAAUAUUUCUGCUGAAAAUAUCUAGGUUAGGUUUUUGUACAGCUCCACCAUAAGCUUGAGUCAUUGUUAGAUUAUUCCAGUAAAAACUAUGAAUAAGCUGUUUUAACUUUAACAGGUGUUUUUUUUUUAGCAUUGAUUCUGAUUAGCUACCAUAGAAAAGACAUAGAGUCAUAGAGUUAUGUUUAGUACAUAGCAUGGUGGAGGUUGAUGCAUGGUUAUGUGUAUGUGAAAUGUGGCAAGUGAAGUACAGGAAGGAGCUGCAGAUGCAGACAUCUGAACUGGAUUUAGGCAAGUGAUACGUGUAUGUUACUGCAGCUUUGAUCAAAACAGCACGUGAGUCUGAGUUGUUUUGUUUUUUAACCCUCUGUCUGGUUCUAUUCUAAUAUUUCAUCCCUUUGUUCAUUCUAGCAGCCGCGUCUGCUUGUGUAUUGUUUAUUGAAUGUAAAGUCCUACACACGUGCAUAGUUGGUGUUGGGUGGAGCUAUGCGGCAGGUUUUCUGAUAUCAUCACAUUUUAUCUACAUUGCACUGAGUGCCCAAACAAGCCUGUUAGUGCUGCUCUGAGGACUUAAAACUGCACAGUCAGAUGGGAAUACAAAUAAAUGUGCAGAUACAGCACAUGAUGGAGGAUCUAUGGUGAUGUCUAGAGUGUUCAUUCCCGCCAUAAAAAGUGUAAGUGAUUAUCAGCAUCAAGAUUUGUGUUGGGCCUUGAAAAUUUCCUCCAUCACUGUACCUCCACUCUUCUGUGUCUUCUGUAACAUCCUCUGUCUCUUGAAUGCAACCUGAUAACAGGACAAGUUUUUGACACCAGGAUUUGUCAUGACAUGCCCACUUAUAAAGUAGCGAUAACAGGGACAGACAGGCCCAGUUUACAGGUGUGGAUACUGACACGACUUUUGCCCUCCAGCCUCGACCAAGUGUCAGCCAGUUCCUUUAUUUGGGAGAUAGCAAAGGAAGACGCAGAGAGAGGACCAUGCAGUUGUUUUAAUAACCUCUGACAAAUAUCACAAACUGCACUGCAGUGUUGUUUUUCUUUUUUUGUUUUGAAUGGGAGGAAUUUUUUUUUUUAAAGGCCGAAAUGAUAGUUGGACAUCACAGUUCAAACACUGUAAUCCAAACCCCAACUUUUGAUGAAACUCCCACUGACUGAAGCAGUGCUGACAGGACCUGCCACUAACGAGAGCGCUGCUACGCCAAAGCUGGCUGUGUCUGUGCCUGUCGCCAAGGACACCAUGUGUUCAUGCCUACCACUCUCUACACUCUGGAACCUUCACCCCCAACCUUCAGUCUCUUCUCCCUUUUCCUGUAAUAACACAUAGCAAUCUGUUGUUUGCUUUGAUUUUAUUUGUUUGAUUGUAUGUUAAAUAGAUGUUUUUGGUCCUUUACUCAUUAGAAACCUCUGCAGAUGUGAAUAUAACAUUAGUUCAGACCAGUGCUGCAAGCUAUAAUGUUAUGUUAACAACAAUAAAACAUUUUGUUUGCUGAUG
This is a messenger RNA of Archocentrus centrarchus (flier cichlid), 3112 nucleotides long. It is a transcript of the gene gfap, whose product is annotated as glial fibrillary acidic protein. The coding region runs from base 41 to 1396 and encodes 451 amino acids. The record is from RefSeq and is a predicted model, not a curated record. Gene Ontology annotation, cellular component: intermediate filament; cell projection; cytoplasm. Gene Ontology annotation, biological process: intermediate filament organization; regulation of chaperone-mediated autophagy. The transcript has 9 exons. Gene Ontology annotation, molecular function: structural constituent of cytoskeleton. Lineage: Eukaryota; Metazoa; Chordata; Actinopteri; Cichliformes; Cichlidae.